Ixodes scapularis (black-legged tick) is the source of this 645-nucleotide messenger RNA. RefSeq lists its product as uncharacterized. The transcript has a single exon. The coding region runs from base 1 to 645 and encodes 214 amino acids. Lineage: Eukaryota; Metazoa; Arthropoda; Arachnida; Ixodida; Ixodidae. The record is from RefSeq and is a predicted model, not a curated record. Gene Ontology annotation, molecular function: nucleic acid binding; zinc ion binding.
AUGGAAGCAGCGAAAAAAGAUUCGCAGAUGCUGUCGACGUCUAUCCAGCCAAACCUCGCGUCAGCUAACACAGUGUCACACGAUGCAGCUGUGAACCCGAAGUGGAAGACUGGUGCCAUCUCGUGUUUUCGUUGCGGAGGCGAGCAUUACGCCACACAGUGCCGUCAUGCAAGUACCACUUGUCACAAGUGUCGGGGAAAGGGGCAUCUGGCACGAGUGUGCAAGGGGAAGACAGCGGAUGCAACCGCCGGCGGCCCGACGACGUCCACUAGAAUACCGAGAUUGGUCCACACCUUGGAUGGAGCGGGCCAGUCGCAAGAUGUCUCACUGCCAGAAGUCUACGAGAUGUGGGAAAUGACAUCUUCUGCAGUCGACGGCCAACCUUUCCGAGUGGAAGUUACGGUGAACGGGACUUCAUUGCUGAUGGAACUUGACACGGGAGCUAGCGUGUCUGUUGUGUCUGAGGAGACAUUUCGACGCGAAUUUCCAUCAAGGCAGCUGGACCCGUCGCGCAUCAUGCUGAAAAGCUAUUCAGGUGAACUUUCCCCAGUUCAGGGAAGCCUUACUGCAACGGUGAGACUUGGAAACCGCGAAUGUCAGGACAUCCUGUAUGUUGUCCCUGGCACCUGCGCCCACCUCUGCUAG